Messenger RNA from Ectocarpus sp. CCAP 1310/34, 1158 nucleotides. NCBI's taxonomy places the organism in Eukaryota, Phaeophyceae, Ectocarpales, Ectocarpaceae. The record is from the annotation of a GenBank genome assembly.
UUCACUAGCGUGCUUCGAGGCAGGGUUGAGUGAAGCCUACGGAGAUCCUUUGGGUAGGAGGAGUCACAUCACAAUAUCUUCACAAGGGUAAAAAUGGAGGUAGAACCUGCCGCGGAGAACAGUGCCAUCUCCUCUUCGGGAGGAAAGAUGGACCAUGGUACAGUAGAGGAGCAGGAAAAAGAUGAAGACGUAUGUGCGUUGUUUGCGACCAGCAUGCCUCGAGAUGUCUGGGCGAACCCAUCUUUGGCAGCCUUGGCGGCGAUGAUCGAUGAGGACGCAGAGGAGAAAGAAAAACAGGUUGAUGGACAAGAACACAGCAGCAGCAACGACCAUCAAGGUGCACCACGAGAGGGAAGCUCCAGCAUCAGCGACGAUGGCAACGAAGACGGACUAGCUCCACGGAUUCAAGGCGCUCACUCCACAACCGCCAACCAAAACGGUGUCCGCGGUGGUACGACCCCCACCUCGGGGUCGAGGCAUCAGCGCCGAGAGGACAUGAGGCGAAGGCGAACCGAGCGAAGAGCAUCCCCCUAUGGCCCGGCUGCUGGUCGGCGAGUACAGGGAAAACAUAUUUCAUCGGGGAGAAGUGUUGUCAGGGAUCGAGGGUCAGCGCCGACGACGGGGGAAACGCAGGUCUUGAUGUCCUUGUGGAGGUUGUAGGUUGUAUGUAGGCUUCCAUGGCGACGACGUUACGCACUUCGCCCCGAAACCUCUUGUACUCUGGGAAACGUACAACCCUAGUGACGAACGGACCAUCGAUGGCUUGAUCUGAGUUGUGGCUUAGCAGAGUCAAGAUUUAUUUGGUGACUGUUGUGUAUGCACUGCGAAAGGGGAAAGGAGAGUUCAUGCACGUGACGGAAUUGGGCAAGCUUUUUCGGGUCGUUCGCAGUGCCUUGAUCAGAAAGUUUCCAUCUCCAAGAUCUGUACAUGAAGAUAUCGCUGAGUUGCGAUUACUCCUUACACCCACGAGAUUCGUGCGUUCUCACGGUCGAGAGCAUUCUAAUCUGCUCCCGUACGAUUGAAUACGGUUGGUUGUGGCGUAGUUGGAGGCACAUUAUUCUCAGUAGCAUGGACUCAAGGAUUGUUUCUUGUGGAUAAGAAGUCUAUUGCGUAUGUGUCCAACGGAGCUUUGAAAUGUCUAGCAUGAAAAAUAGUUCC